This is a messenger RNA of Lampris incognitus (smalleye Pacific opah), 1125 nucleotides long. RefSeq names its product dopamine receptor D1a (gene drd1a). The coding region runs from base 1 to 1125 and encodes 374 amino acids. Gene Ontology annotation, biological process: adenylate cyclase-activating adrenergic receptor signaling pathway. Gene Ontology annotation, molecular function: G protein-coupled receptor activity. Gene Ontology annotation, cellular component: membrane. The record is from RefSeq and is a predicted model, not a curated record. Lineage: Eukaryota; Metazoa; Chordata; Actinopteri; Lampriformes; Lampridae. The transcript has a single exon.
AUGGAUAUGAUGAACUUUACAACUGUCAUCGACAAUGGAUUAUUGGAUGAGGCCCCAUCAAGCCGCGUCCUAACUGGAUGCUUUCUGUCACUGCUUAUCCUCACUACCUUACUGGGGAACACCCUCGUCUGUGCUGCUGUCACCAAGUUUCGCCAUCUGCGCUCUAAAGUCACCAACUUCUUUGUGAUCUCGCUCGCAGUGUCUGACCUCUUAGUCGCCAUCUUGGUGAUGCCGUGGAAGGCGGUGACGGAAAUAGCUGGGUUCUGGCCUUUCGGCUCCUUCUGCGACACUUGGGUGGCCUUUGACAUUAUGUGCUCCACCGCAUCGAUCCUGAACCUGUGCGUAAUUAGUGUGGACCGCUACUGGGCCAUUGCCAGUCCCUUUCGCUACGAGAGGAAGAUGACACCGCGGGUGGCGUUUGUGAUGAUCAGUGGUGCCUGGACUCUGUCUGUCCUCAUCUCCUUCAUCCCGGUGCAGCUCAACUGGCACAAGGCCAAGACUAAAUCCUCCAUCCCUGUCACUGGCUCCUCUGGCUCCCUGGCAUCCAACGCUACAACCAGGGAUUACCGUGGCCCAGAAAAUUGCGAUUCAAGCCUAAACAGGACCUAUGCCAUUUCCACCUCGCUCAUCAGUUUCUACAUCCCAGUGGUCAUCAUGGUGGCCACGUACACCCAGAUCUAUCGCAUUGCCCACAAGCAGAUAAGGAGGAUAUCUGCCCUAGAGCGAGCAGCGGCAAGUGCCAAGAACAGACAUGAUAGCAUGGGGGGAGGCUCCAGCAUUGCUGAGUCCGAGAGCUCUUUCAAAAUGACUUUCAAGAGAGAAACCAAGGUCCUGAAGACGUUGUCGGUGAUCAUGGGUGUGUUUGUGUGCUGCUGGCUCCCGUUCUUCAUCCUCAACUGCAUGGUGCCCUUCUGUGAACAGACGGGCGGGGGGAAAGCUUUCCCCUGCAUCAGCCCCACCACUUUUGAUGUAUUUGUGUGGUUCGGCUGGGCCAAUUCUUCCCUCAACCCCAUCAUCUAUGCCUUCAAUGCUGAUUUCCGCAAGGCCUUCUCCAUCCUGCUGGGCUGCCACAGAUUGUAUCCAGGAGGGAACGGCAUAGAAACGGUCAGUCUAAACAAGAACUGA